UGGCAGUGACGUCACGGGGCCCGGCUCAGGGAGCUGAUUCGGCCAGAGCUGCCAGCGGGGUGGCUACCGCUGCUGGUUUGUUACAGCUGCUGGAGCGGCCGCGGCCCGGGUUCUCGGGCUCCUCUCCCGGGCCCUCGACCUCCGGCCCCGCGCGAGCAGCAGUCGAGAGGGGUGGCAGGAUGAAUGUGGGCACAGCACACAGUGAGGUGAACCCCAACACGCGGGUGAUGAACAGCCGCGGCAUCUGGCUCUCGUACGUGCUAGCCAUCGGGCUCCUUCACGUCGUGCUGCUGAGCAUCCCCUUCGUGAGCGUCCCUGUCGUCUGGACCCUCACCAACCUCAUCCACAACUUGGGCAUGUACAUCUUCCUGCACACGGUGAAAGGGACACCCUUCGAGACUCCAGACCAGGGCAAAGCCAGGUUGCUGACCCACUGGGAACAGAUGGACUAUGGGGUCCAGUUCACAGCCUCUAGGAAGUUCUUGACCAUCACACCGAUUGUACUGUACUUCCUCACCAGCUUCUACACCAAGUAUGACCAAGUCCAUUUCAUACUCAACACUGUCUCCUUGAUGAGUGUGCUCAUCCCCAAGCUGCCCCAGCUCCAUGGAGUCCGGAUUUUUGGAAUCAAUAAGUACUGAGGUUGCAGCCCCUUCCCCAGCCGGGUUGGCAGGGGAAGGGUAGAAGACCUUUGCUGUGAUGCUGAAGACAGGAGUCUCUGGACACUGCCAGAGAUGGGGGUGCGCCCUGGGCCUGGCUUCCCCCUCGCUUCCCCAGUAGCCGACUUGGAGUAGCUUGUAGUGGGGUUAGGGUGGGGCCCUUGGGCUCUAACCCAUUCUGAAGUUUUUGAUCUUUUCCUUUUGCCUUUUGAAUAGAGAUGCCAUGGGGGUGGUCAUGAAAGGGGCUGGGCUUUCCGACUGACCGUGGACCUGAGAAGUUGGUACAGGAAGCCAGGAAAAGCCCCUGUUGGUUUGUCUGCCUCCAGGCAGCCAUAGCACUUUAACCUCUGAGAAGGGGCGGAGGGACGGUACGGCUGGCUUCUGCAUUGCCUCACUUCUGUAGCCUGAAAGCGCACGCUGCGCUGCCUCUGCCCUCCAGGUAGAGCAGUCAGACUUCAUUGACGUCCUUGUAAGAUGGGGUUGGGGGACACCUUGUGUAGAAGUGGGGGCCAGGAUGCUGCCGCCCUGGUCCUGGGGAGAGGGGAGCUCUGAGCAGGGGUAGGGUGGGGUCUUAGAAUGGUCAAGAGAACGGCAGGUGAUAUGGAUUAGUGUAAAAAAGAGGGUCUGGGGGGAGAAGCCAGACCCAGCCUCCUUUGGGUGUGGGCUGAAAGGAGGGCUGGCUUGGAGGGUUCAUUUACACACAGAAUGAUGGUGAUGGGGAGGGGUUUGGAGCCCCUGCUUGGUAUGGGGGUGUGCACAGGCUGGAAGGGGAGGCCUGUGAGUCCUCACAGCACAGGUCCAGUCUGAGGCUUCCCUUAGCGUAUGAGGAAGCUUCAGGGCUCAGCUCUUCCUCAGCCCUUCAGCUUGUAUUCCCAUUUAGAUUGUGCCGGGGCAGUGCCUCCUGUGUGGCAUGCAUGUGAGGGGCCGGUAGGCCACCUCCACAUGAGGUCAGUGGGCUCCACAAUGCUGUAGGGUCCUUGCCCAAACAGGGCACUAGUAGGGACAGCUGCAGGCACUGUCUCUUCAGCCCAAAGAGAGGUGGGUCACAGAGCCUGACACUAAGCUAAGAGGGGCUGUCUUCUCCCCUCGCUGGUUCGAUUGGGGCAUGUUCCUUUGGAAAGAUGUGGGUGCUUGAGCCCUCUGCCAGGGGCUGGAGGGAAGUCACGCAUCCCGUUUUCUUCCCCUGACCCUCAUUCUCAACCCCGUGUAUCAUAGGGAACUUUCACCUUCUGGUCUUUCUAAGCGGAGUGUGAAUAGGAUUUUUAUGCCCUUUGUACAGUAUUCUGAAAGAGAAAAUAAAGUGCAACGUGUUCUGGUA
Arvicola amphibius (Eurasian water vole) is the source of this 1977-nucleotide messenger RNA. It is a transcript of the gene Ormdl3, whose product is annotated as ORMDL sphingolipid biosynthesis regulator 3. Lineage: Eukaryota; Metazoa; Chordata; Mammalia; Rodentia; Cricetidae. The coding region runs from base 180 to 641 and encodes 153 amino acids. The transcript is spliced from 4 exons. Gene Ontology annotation, cellular component: endoplasmic reticulum membrane. The record is from RefSeq and is a predicted model, not a curated record. Gene Ontology annotation, biological process: ceramide metabolic process; intracellular sphingolipid homeostasis; negative regulation of ceramide biosynthetic process.